Messenger RNA from Lachancea sp. 'fantastica', 1416 nucleotides. The record is from the annotation of a GenBank genome assembly. Lineage: Eukaryota; Fungi; Ascomycota; Saccharomycetes; Saccharomycetales; Saccharomycetaceae.
AUGUCUUUAAAAAGUGCCCUUACUCGACUAAAACGAGUACCAACAGUUCAGCAGCAGUUUAACAUCUUCACGAGUUUGAACCAAGUUGUUGAAGAACAGUUGAGAAAAGGCGAUUUGGAUCAGAGAAAAAGCGAUGCGCCGCUUAGAAACCUGCUAUGUGCGAUAAAGGACAACAUUGUAACUAAGGAUUUGCCAACUACCUGUGCAUCGAAGAUGCUAGACAAUUACAUGUCACCUUACAAUGCCACUGUGGUGGAGCUUUUGGCAGCAGCUGGGGCUGUCAAUGUAGGGAAAACUAAUCUUGACGAGUUUGGAAUGGGCUCUGGUGGUACCAAAUCGCAUUUCGGACCUACCAAGAACCCAUUGUUUCCAGGUGAAGAUGUGAUCGCAGGAGGAUCAUCAUCAGGAUCUGCUGCUGCAGUGGCAGCAGAUGUGGCCGAUUUCGCUCUGGGAACAGAUACAGGGGGUUCUGUUCGACUACCAGCCUCUUACACCUCUGUCUUAGGAUUCAAGCCAUCUUAUGGCAGGAUCUCAAGACACGGAGUCAUUGCUUAUGCUCAAAGUUUUGACACUGUUGGAAUUCUGUCGAAAAACAUCGACGUGAUCGACCGCGUCUUUAAGGUCCUGGAUAAAACCGACCCGAAGGAUCCCACAAGUCUGGAUGAAGACUCCCGCGGGAAACUGCAGCUCAUCAUACAACAAAAAGAACGCAACAGAAAGCUCAGAAUAGGAAUACCGCGAGAAUUCACUCCAGAGGGCAUUCCCUCGAGAUCUGUAAAAAGCUUUCUCGCCGUCGUGGAACGCUUAGCAGCCAAGGGACAUGAGUUCUAUCCAGUAUCGCUCCCAGACAUCAAACACUCUCUUCCUAUCUAUUACACUUUGGCUCCAGCUGAAGCCGCAUCAAAUUUGGCUAGGUAUGACGGGAUCAGAUAUGGUUUCAGAGAUCCGACAAAAGAUGCCAUACAAAAUGUCUUGUUCGCUCCUACAAGAGAAAGUUUAGGUCCGGAGGUCAAAACUAGAAUCGUUUUAGGUAACUACAACCUAUGCUCAGAAUUCAUCAACAACCAUUACAUCAAGGCACAAAAACUGCGAGUUGAAAUGAUUGACGAAUUUGACAGCAUUUUUGCGCUUCCAAAUGUUCUGACAGGUUCUAAUGGUGCUGAAAAUGGUGUUGACAUUCUGCUUUCGCUGUCUGCGAUCAGCGAACCAGCAACAAUAGAUGCUUACGAGACAGGAGACGCUCGAAGUCCUAUCAAUUCUUAUGUCAAUGAUAUCUUCACGACCCCAAUGUCUCUUGCAGGGCUUCCAAGCAUUUCAGUGCCCGCUGGAGGGUCUGACAAACCUAUCGGGGUACAGGUCACAGGCCAGUACGGUGAUGAUCAAAUGGUCAUUGAUGCAGUGAAAGAGUUGCUCUAA